Messenger RNA from Dermacentor silvarum, 3028 nucleotides. Its product is annotated as histone H3.v1-like. The record is from RefSeq and is a predicted model, not a curated record. The coding region runs from base 505 to 1620 and encodes 371 amino acids. Gene Ontology annotation, molecular function: protein heterodimerization activity; structural constituent of chromatin; DNA binding. NCBI's taxonomy places the organism in Eukaryota, Metazoa, Arthropoda, Arachnida, Ixodida, Ixodidae. Gene Ontology annotation, cellular component: nucleosome. The transcript has 4 exons.
AGAAAAAAAAAAAAACCUCUCCGAUCAUGCCAGGUGCUCGCCCGGCGCAGAUUAAUUGUAGCCGGGACAGUAAUGUCGUUCAGUUGCGAUGAAACAUUAAUUUCUACGUUCCUUUCGUGGAAACUCUCCGUUUCUGCAAACGCACCGGCAAGCUGCCGCCUGCGAGGCCGGACGACGCUUUCAAGAGUGGUCGACUACAGCGCCGCCGCUACUUUUCCGCACGAAAAGGCCCUCUCCACGGCCGCCGGUCGCGCCACUCAAAAUAUUCUCCAAGUUGGUUCUUUAUUCUAUGUGGGCAACCAUGCAAAAUGUUAGUUUUCCCGCGCUCAUUGUAGCGGGCUUUUAAACAUGCUACGGAAAGAGUAGUGAGUACAACGCAUUUUCGUACUCCAAAACAAGUGCAAGAGUUGUGUGUGCAUGUCGCCAAAACAUUCUUCAAGUAGUUUGCUGACUCUCUGUCCCCUCAACGCCGUAUAGCCGUAGAGCUGCUCAGUUCUGACAGACAUGGCAUCACAACGCUUUCUGCACUCAACUGCUAGCCCUGCUAGCGUUACAAGCAGCAGCUCAAGCUCGGCGCGGUCGCGUCCACGCAGCGGCCAGUGGCGAACUCUUGCAAAGUGGGCUAUGUCAAGAUCAUCGUCAGAGGCGUCUCUCAGUUCGAUUAUGUUGAAAGAAAGUGAUCAUAAAGAUGACUUGCGUAACGAGUCGCUGGCGCGUCAGCAGCAUUCACUAACAAGGAGCCCCCGGAGUCCAUUGAGAGGCGACGCAAAAUCCAGCUUACAGCAUGAAAACGUGAAAAGGAAGCAAACAAUGAGCGGUGCUGGCUUACCGCCAGAAAUGUCGCCAAGAAAAAUAUCCCGGCCUAAGCCUGAAAAAGUGGCAAGCUCCAAGGCACCUCCAUAUUCUACUUCAGUAGCCAGUCCAGUAGUUGCAGCACCUCGCAAGUCAUUCUGGAGUACUUAUCGUGAAGAGGCUGCUUCUGAUUCCUUGGCACAAAAUGGUGUUCAACGCGGCAGGAAAAGUGCACCCGAAGAAAAGUCUGCUGACGGGUUCAGCAGAGCAAGGCAGGGACAGGCUAAUGAAAGCUCGCCGCUUUCUACCAGAAGUAAACAGGGUGCUGCAUAUGGUUCAUCUCGUGAAAAGGCCACUUCGGAGCAUAAAAGAACACUGGCCUCAACUUCAAGUCCCAGGAGGACUUUGAAAGAAAAGUCAGCUGUCAAAUUCACCACAGUUAGGCAGGGACGUGAAUCUUCCACUUUGCAGACACCAAGUAAACGCAAGCAGGUUGCACCCAAAAAAGUUGCGAGAAAGCCAGUAGGAUACAAAGUGCUGCAAGAGAUUGCGCAUUAUCAGUCAUCUGCAGUGACUCUCAUCCCCUGCCUUCCAUUUGCUCGUGUGGUGCGCGAGAUUCUUUUUCGUAUAACUGGUGAUGAUUUUAAGAUGCAGAAACUGGCCCUGAAAGCGCUCCAUGAAGCCAGUGAAGUAGUCAUUGUGGCACUUUUGGAAGGUACUAAUGUUCUGGCUCAUCAUGCUCAUCGUGUCACAAUUAUGAGCAGGGAUUUAGCUGCUUUGCUUACCUUGAUAAAAAGCUAUGGCAACCUGCAAGGCUGCCUCUCCUAAAUGGAUUAGGCCUUUUUAUGGUGCUUUUAAUGUGAAAUAGUCAUGCACAACAAUGAACGAUUUUCCAGGUCUGUGUGGCAACAACGAAAAUAGUGAGAAACUUUAAUGGCUUUCAUUCUGCUUCAUUCAAAAUCAAGUUUGACUUAUCCAGUUACUUUUGAGUGAAAUUUGUUUAUUAUCGUGCUUGUAUUUCAUUGUAUACUAUUUGAGAUGUCAAAUAGUACAAAUACAGUGGUUUAAAAGCUUGUGUACAAUAUGAAUCUGAAUUUAGCAUGAGAGGGGGGCCAUUUAGAGGCUGCAAAAUAGGAAGAAGAAAAAAAAGAUAGGUACCAUAUGACCUUGGUUUUUGUCAUAAGAUUAAAAAUUGCUCAUACCCCUGAAAAACUUUGGCACAUCAAUAUAAUACAAAAAAGCAAAUUUCAUGUGCCAAAAUCUAGAACGCCUCAUGAUAUGCAGGAUUUUGUGGUACAAUUCAGACUGAUACGAUUAAGUCAAAAUUUCCAUGUGGCUUGUGGCCAGGUAUUCUGGAUUUAUAUUUUAAGCCUGCCUGGAGAAAGCUACAUGUGUGAUGACUCUUCAAUGGCACCUACAGAUGCCUACUGCAAGUCCAACAUGGCUAGUACUGUUUCACAAUUUGUAGAUUUCCUGCUCCAACUGAAAGGUUACCAUCUACAGCAGGGGGCAUUAUUGCUGGUGAGAGGGCACACUUAGCAUGCAUCUGGAGCUCUUGAAGUGUAAAUUUACUUCAUAGCCACAACCAUAUCUCCCGGCCCCUUCAUAUUUCACUUGAUACACAUCAUGUACAUAAAGUACAUCCUAUUUUUGCUAAAGCAGAAAUAUUUCAAAAUUUGUUCCUUUUGUAGUCAGUUUCUGAGUGGAAUGCUUUAUCAUCAAACGUUGUUGCAUUAACAGAUUACUCUUCAUCUAGGUCAGCUUAUCGUCUUUCUUAAAAUGAUGUUUUCUGAACUUGCUUUUGUUGUUGUGCCACUUUUUCAUGUAGGUUUUGGUGUCAUUGCUGAUCUCUUAUAUUUCUGUUUACUGUGCUACACUGUUCCACAAAGGACAAAAUUAAAAACUCGCACACAUGAGAGCAAUAUUUUACAGGUACCACAUGUGCGUAAUAUUGUGCACUGACACAAGUGCGCUAACUGCAUACCCAUGUGUGUCAGUUUCUUUUAUUUUGUACUUUGUGUAACGUCAGUAUAGCACAGUAUACAGAAUGAUGUCAUACCAAGUAGCACAAGUUGAAGCCUUACUGAUCUCUUACUUUUUUUAGUUUAUAUAUGGACACAUCUACUUUUUAUUCCUUACUUGCUUUUACCAUAAUUUUUUUACUGAUUGUAUGUCCCCCCCAAUGUAAUGCCCACAUAUGGGUCCUUAUAGUGUAAAUAAAUGAAAUGAAAUUGAA